Messenger RNA from Cherax quadricarinatus, 4659 nucleotides. Its product is annotated as transcription elongation regulator 1. The record is from RefSeq and is a predicted model, not a curated record. Lineage: Eukaryota; Metazoa; Arthropoda; Malacostraca; Decapoda; Parastacidae. Gene Ontology annotation, molecular function: transcription coregulator activity; RNA polymerase binding. Gene Ontology annotation, cellular component: nucleus.
GUGAGUUGGUAAGAGUGUGGUAGUGAGGGAGGCAGUGGACGCCAUCACACUACACAACAAAAUGUCGGAAGACGUAGACGGCCCAGAUAAAAUUAAUGCAGCUCCUGGAGAUUCCGGAAACGCAGAAGGCGAUAAUGAUGGGGGUUCUGGACCACCGAUGUCCAUGCGAGGAGGAAGAGGGGGAUUCAGAGGGAGAGGAAGAGGCUUUGGACCAAUGGGACCAAUGGGCCCAAUGGGGCCAAUGGGUCCGAUGGGUCCAAGAGGACCAGGUGGACCAGGUCCUGGUGGCCCACGUUUUAGAGGCAGAGGAGGGCCAGGAUUCAGACCCCCUCCACCAGGAUUUAGGGGCCCUCCGCCAUUUGGGCCCCGUGGACCAAGGUUUGGUCCACGGGGGCCACCACCUCCCUUUGAUCCUAAUUGGGGACCUAUGCCUCCUCCACCUCCAGGCAUGGGUGGCCCCAUGGGCCCUCCAGGCAUGCCUCCGAUGGGACCAAUGGGUCCAAUGGGGCCCAUGGGACCACCAGGUCCGUGGGGACCAAUGGGGCCACCUGGGCCAGGUGGUCCACCUAACCAACAGCCCAAUCAAAAUCAAAACUCAUUAGGAGGCAUGGACCUUAGCGGUGAGAUUUGGGUGGAAACCAAGACCGGAGAGGGGAAAUCCUACUACUAUAAUGCACGCACCAGAGAAACUACAUGGACCAAGCCAGAGGGCGACGGUGUUAAAAUAUUAACACAGCAAGAGGUAGAAGCUAUGGCUCAGGCAGCAGGUGUGACACCUCCAAGUCAGGGUGGUAACAAUAGUGGACCACCAAAUGCAGGUGGUGGAGGUAACAACAAUAGUGGCAACAACCAAGGUCCAGGUAGUGGCAGUAAUGGGCCGCCAAACCAAGAAAACGGUGAAAAGGAAGAUGAUGACGACGGACCUGGCAGUGGCUGGCAGGGACCACCGGGCCAGUGGGGACCUCCGGGUGUGGGUAUGGGUCCACCUCCAGGUGGGCCACCAUUUGGUAUGCCUCCUGGUGGCCCUUUUCCUGGGGGUCCAGGUGGGCCUCCUCCUUAUGGUGUACCUCCAGGACCACCAGGAUUUGGUCCAGGGUUUGGCUCGGGUUUUGGUCCUGGUCCAGGUCCUGGCUGGAAUGGUUAUCCUGGUCAUGGCAUGCCUCCUGGACCCCCAAUGGGCCCUCCAGGUUGGGGAAUGCCACCACCUGGUAUGGGAAACAUGCCACAAGGUGGCAUGCCAGGUCCUAUGGGUGAUCAGCAACAGCAACCUCCACAGCAACAGCAGCAGCAACAACAGCAACAGCAGCAGCAGCAGCAACAACAGCAACAGCAGCAGCAACGACAGCAACAACAGCAGCAACAGCAGCAGCAGCAGUCAACGCAGCAGCAGCAACCUCAGCAACAACAGCAUGAACCAGAACCAUUAUCAGGACCAGAGAGCAACAGCAGUAUUCCUGGUAGUAACAGCAACAGUGGUCCAGGUAGUGACAGUAUGGUAAAAGCUACAAACAGUGGUGUUGUGGUUGCUAGCAGUACAACAGUUGUCACCCAAGGAGCACCCUCGUCAUCUGUAGAUGACUCCAAUUUAGAUCCAGAAAUGGUAGCACAGGCUGCUCAUUGGACAGAGCACAAAGCUCCUGAUGGAAGGAAUUAUUACUACAAUUCUAAAACACAAGAAUCUGUCUGGGAAAAACCUCAAGCUAUGAAAGAUUUAGAAGCUGCAAGGUUAGCAUUAGCACAGGGCAUUACAUUAUCGGUGAACUCUGGUCCUGGGGCACCUGGCACAGAGGCAGAUCCUCCAGAAAAUAACUCCACUAAGGUGAAUGGAGAAGAUUCAACUUCUCCUGAUGACAAAAACACAUCAAUGGAGGUUGACAAUGAUGACUCAAAAGAUGGUGAAACAGAUGAUCAGAAAAGUCAACAAGACCUUAGUCGACCAGUAUCUUCUCAGCCAGUCUCUGGCACUCCUUGGUGUGUUGUGUGGACUGGUGAUGGUAGAGUCUUCUUUUAUAAUCCUACAACCAAAACAUCUGUUUGGGAGAAGCCACCUGACCUUGUAGAUCGAGCAGAUGUUGACAAGAUGGUAAAUAAUCCUCCAGCGGAAGUUGUAAGUUUGAAGAACAAAGCUGAAGAACCAUCAAAGGAUGAGCCUUUGUCCAAGAAACCACGUACAGAUGCCCCUUUGACAACUAUGACGACUACAACUACUGCCACCACUACUACCACACACCCAACCAUCAUAAGUGUAGUAGACCAGUUGGCCUCAGUUGGCCAUGGAAGCUCUGCCAUGGGGCAGCAUGUGAAGGAAGAGGUGAAACGCAUUGAUAUUGGGAAGGAAGCUGCAAUUGAAGCAGAGGUGAAAGCAGCUCGUGAACGAGCCAUCGUUCCCCUAGAGAUUCGGAUGAAACAGUUUCGUGAUCUUCUGGCAGAAAAGGGGGUUUCUGCCUUUAGUUCAUGGGAAAAGGAACUCUCCAAAAUUGUGUUUGAUUCCCGUUACCUUCUACUUACAUCACGUGAAAGGAAACAGGUGUUUGAGAAGUAUGUAAAAGAGCGUGCAGAGGAGGAACGUCGAGAGAAGCGAAACAAGCUGAAGGAGCGAAAGGAUGAGUUCCGUAAGUUACUGGAGGAGGCAGGACUUAAUGGGAAGUCAUCAUUUAGUGAUUUUGCAGCCAAAUUCAGCAAGGAUGAUCGUUUCCGGAACAUAGAGAAGAUGCGAGAGAGGGAGAGUUUAUUUGACGAGUUCCUGCUGGAGGUUCGUCGUCGCGAGAAGGAGGAAAAGGCUGCUAAACGUGAACAGAUUAAGAAGGACUUCUUCACCAUGCUUAAAGAGGCAGACAUUGAUCGCCAUAGCCGGUGGUCUGAUGUUAAACGUAAAGUUGAUAAUGAUCCUAGAUAUAAAAUUGUGGAAUCUGGGGUUCAGCGUGAGGACUGGUUUCGUGAUUAUAUGAUUAAGAUUAAAGAAGAACGAAGACGUUCUCGUGAUCGUUCAAGGACCCGUGAUAGGGAUAGGGAAAGGGAACGUGACAGAGAUCGGGAGCGAGACAGAGAACGCCCUGAACGAGAUCGGGAUCGUGGUGAGAGGGAGCGUGAGAGAGAGCGAGGAGAAAAGGAAAGGGAAAGAAGAAGCAGAGAGUCCCGUGACCGUAGCAAGGAACGAGAGAGGUCUGAUCGUAAAGAAAAGAAGAAGGAAAAGAAGGAUAAAGAGAGAGAGAAAGAGAAGGACAAAGAGAGGGACCGAGAAGAAAAGAAAGAAAAAGAUAAAGAUAAGGACAAAGAUCGAGAGAAGGAUGAUUUGGAAGCUAUUCAAGACAUGGGGGAGGAUAUGGAGGACACUCAUAAGAGCGAGGUUAGGGGAACAAAGUUGGCUAGCAUGGGUGAAGAUACAGGUAGUGAUGGGCCUGAUGAAGAGCGUGAGGAUGGGGAAGCGAAUGAAGCAGCUGAGGAAGAGGAGCGGGAAAGGCAAAGGAGGAUUGAGGAGUCCUUGAGGAAGAGAGAAGAGGAGGUUCAGAGGGCUCUUGCAGGACAUCUUCGAGAUCGUGAUAAGGAGCGUAUGCAGCACAAGCAUGAUGAAGCCGUUCAUAAUUUUAAUGCAUUAUUAGCAGAUUUGGUGCGAAGCACUGAUUACACUUGGAAAGAAGCAAAAAAAUCACUUAAGAAAGACUCGCGCUGGGAAUCUGCUGGAGCCUUAGAGCGUGAAGAGAAGGAGAAGUUAUUUAAUAAUCAUGUGGAAAAUCUAACAAAGCGCAAGCGAGAAAAGUUCAGAGAACUUCUGGAAGAAUUACCAGAGGUGAACUUGGACUCAAAUUGGAAAGAUCUGAAAAAAGAACUUAAGGAUGAUCCACGGUAUACAAAAUUUUCAUCAUCUGAUAAGAAGUGCGAGAGGGAGUUUCGUGAAUACUUAAAAGAUAAACUGGUAGCAGCUAAAGCUGACUUCAGGGAACUGCUUAAAGAGACAAAAAGCAUUACUCAUCGGUCAUUAAAGAUGUGUAGUGAGGGGGAACAGCACAUGCGUGACGUGGUAGAAGUUUUGCGCAAGGAUCGCCGCUACCUUGUGUUAGACUGUCAACCUGAAGAGAGGUCAAAAAUUUUAAUGGCUUACAUGGAAGAGCUAGAAAAGCGGGGACCCCCUCCUCCACCCACAGCAUCAGAACCCACUAGACGGCAUGGAGAGGAGGGGUCUGUGCACCAGAGGUAAUAUUGCUGUCUCUAAUUUACGGGCUUCAAAAGAAUUGACACUAGCUUCAUAAAUUUUAUUUUAUUUAUCACAGUUAUUUUUAAUAGAGCCUUAGAAAUUGAGCAAUUUAAACUGUUGAUAGGGGUCUUUGGAAUAAAUUGAGUUUUGGUUAGUUUUUAAAAGAAUGCAUAGAUAGAAGUACUGUAUACUAUAGUGCAGGUGUGAAUAAAGUGAGACAGUGUAGUUCAUUACAGUUGUUUGUAUGAAUAAAUGAUUGUAUCAUUCAAUAGUAUAAUUGUUAUGAAGUGUUUUGAUAAUUAUCAAGUAAUGCUUAACUUUAUUUUUGUUGUGGAUUGAAUGGUUGUAGAUGUCUGCAAAUGCAUUUUAUAAUUUAGUCAAUAUCACACGUUUUAUUCUUACAUUCGGCCUGUAUGUGUGGAGGAUUUACCUCUUGUAUGGUAAACAAAUAAAAAUGUGAUAGAUAC